AUGGCCAUCUUCUCAUCCUCUUGGCUGAAAUUACCGAGCAAUGUGAACAAACCCACACCACCACCUCGUUCGUAUAGAAGCCUUUCUUGCUCAUCCGUCAAAGACAUCCUAGACCUCUGCAAAUCUGAACCCGAAACAGAGGUCCUCAGCCCCAGGAGUGCCUCCAUUUUGAACCGUAUCAAGAUGUCCACCACGGUCCUCCUGCGUCUUUGGACCCGCAGUGUUGCGGGCCAAAGUGGCUGCAAAGUGCCACACGGAGACCAUCGUGUAGUUAUCUACUACACAAGUCUCCGCGUGGUGCGGAGGACAUUUGAGGAUUGCAGUGUGGUGAGAUCAAUCAUCGGAGGGUUUCGGGUCCCCAUUGACGAGAGAGAUCUGUCAAUGGACUUCAAGUAUGUGCAGGAGCUGGAGAAGAUCACUGGGAGCAAGGACUUGAACUUGCCAAUGGUGUUCAUCAACGGGGACUAUGUUGGUGGCGUUGAGGAGGUGAGGCAGCUCCAUGAGAGCGGCGAGUUGAAGACAAUGCUCGAAAGGCUCCCGGUGGUGGAAUCCAAAACUUGUGAUGUGUGUGGAGGGCUUAGAUUUAUUCUCUGCCAGACUUGCGACGGAAGCCACAAACUGUAUAGACAGAAAGAAGGGUUUUGCCCUUGUAUGGACUGCAACAUGAAUGGCCUGAUUACCUGCCCUUCAUGUUCAACUGUGGGAUAG
This is a messenger RNA of Fragaria vesca subsp. vesca, 708 nucleotides long. RefSeq lists its product as uncharacterized. The transcript has a single exon. Lineage: Eukaryota; Viridiplantae; Streptophyta; Magnoliopsida; Rosales; Rosaceae. Bases 1 to 708 code for a protein of 235 amino acids. The record is from RefSeq and is a predicted model, not a curated record.